Haliotis rufescens (red abalone) is the source of this 1475-nucleotide messenger RNA. RefSeq lists its product as uncharacterized. The record is from RefSeq and is a predicted model, not a curated record. The transcript has 3 exons. Lineage: Eukaryota; Metazoa; Mollusca; Gastropoda; Lepetellida; Haliotidae. The coding region runs from base 134 to 1036 and encodes 300 amino acids.
CCGUCAUGCCGUGCGCGCCGCCAUGUUGGUUGUAUUCGCGUCCCUAGCAACAGUAUAGCGUCAUUAGCAGCACACUCGCUCUGCAAUCGUCGGCGUCUAUCUGCUCCUAUUUGUCAUCUCGCAAUCGUCUGUAAUGGAUAAUUACGCUAAUUUAUUGGACAAAGUAUCUCGUAUAAGAUAUCACGAGAAGACUGGUGUGAUCGACAAAGAAGAUCCGUACAGGAUUCCGAAAUCGAAAUGGAGUGACGACCACAAGCAUUUGCCGGCAACUAACUACAUCGACAUCGUCAACUAUCUGGUAUUCAGUCCCAGUCCUUUUUGUAGUUUAUCAGACAUCAGAAACUACAGGAGCUUGGAAGCAUAUGAUAGAUUUGUAUGUGGUUGGGUACGAGACAUUGUCUCGUAUGUGCAUUUGUCCGUCGAAGAUGGAAAGGCCAUUCACGUUGUGAAGUCAAAAGUAAUGCAUUCCCAGCGCUUGAAUGAAGCUCCAUUGCACCCCUGGUUCAUCACUGAUGACACGGGCAAAGUUUUGUCAGCCCACUGCAAUUGUAUUGCAGGUUUGGGAGAAUCGUGCACACAUGUAGCAAGUGUGAUGUUUGCUGUUAAAGCUAUUGUUAGACUAAGGGAAAAAGAGGAGGUUACAACAGUUGAAGCAGCAACAAGGAACCAAGCAGGUUCCCCACUUUGGUUUCAGUUCAGGGCUGGACGUAUAACGGCAUCAAAGAUGAAAAGCGCAAGUCGUACAUCAUUGUUGGACCCUUCUAGGAGUUUACUUCGCCAUAUCUGUUACCCUAAUGAGGUCAAGUUUUCUCAUCCAGCUACAAGAUGGGGAUGCAGCCAUGAGGUAACAGCAAGGGAUGCCUAUGAGAAAUUAUCUUGUGAGCAUCACCAUAACUUCAGUGUUGAGGAAUGUGGUUUAUUCCUUAGCUGUGAGUAUCCACAUCUUGGUGCAACUCCUGAUGGUAUUGUUGACUGUAGCUGUUGUGGAAGGGGCUGCCUUGAGAUUAAAUGUCCUUACUGUGUAAAGGAUGACUGAAUUGAUAACAAUAUAGUAUACUUAGAGGAAGUUAAUGGGUCACUGCAACUGAAAAGGGACAGUCAGUACUAUUACCAGGUGCAAACACAACUAUUUGUAACAAAACAUGAUUAUUGUGACUUUGUUGUUUGGACAAAUGAUGAUAUUUUUAUGGAGAGAAUUACACCUUGUGUGGCCUUCUGGCAACCAGUAGCUGAUCAGGCGAUGCAGUUCUUCACAUCUGUUAUUCUACCAGAGAUUGUUGCACGACACUUCUUGAUCACCACAUGUGAAAGGGUUGCUCCAGAAAGUGUUGGUGAAGAACUGUUUUGUACAUGCAGGACACCAGAAGAUGGAAGCAAGUAUGUUGGCUGCGAUGGGAUAGAAUGUACAGUGAGAUGGUUUCACUUCAAUUGUGUUGUUCUUGUACGAAAACCAAUAGGAAAAUGGUUUUGUAAAG